GCGGACUGUAAAGGAGGGGAACAACAGUCGGAUCAAGAUGGCUUCGUCCAUGAGUGGGAUGUUUACCGGGCAGCAGCCACCUGGUGCGCAUCCUGUCGGGGGACCCGGUGGACCGGGCCAGCCGAGUUUUGCUAGUGCCGCUCCCAGGGCCCAAGGAAACAACACGCUGGUGGAUGAACUGGAGGCUUCUUUUGAGGCAUGUUUUGCAUCCCUGGUGAGCCAAGACUAUGUUAAUGGAACAGACCAGGAGGAGAUUCGAACAGGUGUGGACCAGUGCAUACAAAAGUUCCUGGAUGUGGCUCGGCAGACUGAGUGCUUCUUCUUACAGAAGAGGCUUCAGCUAUCUGUGCAGAAACCAGAGCAAGUGGUGAAAGAGGAUGUGUCAGAGUUGCGUAAUGAGCUACAGAGGAAAGAAAUGCUGGUUCAAAAACACUUGACAAAGCUGCACCACUGGCAGCAAGUGCUCGAGGAUGUGAGCGGUCAGCAUCGUAAACCCUCAGACCUUCCCCCUCCUGGACCGUUGGCCUUUCUGGAGCAGGCCUCUGCAAAUCUGCCUCCUGCCCCUUUAAAGCCAAACUAACAUUUCACAUGUACAGUUGCAUCCUUUGAAACUGCCCCACUCUCAGAAUGUGUUGUUGUGCAUCCAGUGUGUGUAAUAAAUGAGCUGAAAACA
Molecule: messenger RNA, 673 nt
Organism: Archocentrus centrarchus (flier cichlid)
Lineage: Eukaryota; Metazoa; Chordata; Actinopteri; Cichliformes; Cichlidae
Gene: med28
Product: mediator complex subunit 28
Exons: 4
Coding region: 38-580 (180 amino acids)
Cellular component (GO): mediator complex
Source: RefSeq, a predicted model, not a curated record